AAUUCCACAUAUGGCCUGAAUCUCUCUAUCGCCAAUACCGCAGCUAAACAUUCUUUCUCCGUUACAGAAUAAUUUAUUUGGUGUUUGUUCAGCUUGGAAGAAAAGAAUGCCACUGGACGCUCUGCUUUGUCGUCAUCCAGCUGGAAAAGCACUGCUCCCACUCCAAAAUUUGAGGCGUCGCACUGGAUGUAAAAAUGGCGUUUGAAGUCGGCAUGGACUAAUACAGGAGCCGUGGUGAGGGCCUUUUUCAGGGAUUCUAUGGCCGCCCUCGCUUCCGUUGGCAAGGAAAACUUCCCGCGCGCAUGCUUCUUCAGAGCAUCUGUUAACGGUACAGCGAUGGUUGCGAAGUCCUUGAUGAAGCGCCUAUACCAUCCUGCGGUUCCUAUGAAGCUCCGUAGCUCCUUCACUGAACUUGGGUUCGGGAUCUUUUGUAUAGCCACAACCCUAUCGGGAUCCAUUUGCAGCGUGCCACCUCCGAUGAUAAACCCUAGGCACUGGGCCACCAAUCGCAGAUACCGCAGAUGCGUCUGGAAAUCCGGGGCUAUCACCAAAAGAUCGUCCAAAUAAACGAAAACGU
Messenger RNA from Drosophila persimilis, 577 nucleotides. RefSeq lists its product as uncharacterized. The record is from RefSeq and is a predicted model, not a curated record. The transcript has 2 exons. NCBI's taxonomy places the organism in Eukaryota, Metazoa, Arthropoda, Insecta, Diptera, Drosophilidae. Bases 259 to 567 code for a protein of 102 amino acids.